This is a messenger RNA of Oryza brachyantha (malo sina), 1185 nucleotides long. Its product is annotated as eukaryotic translation initiation factor 3 subunit K. Gene Ontology annotation, cellular component: cytoplasm; eukaryotic translation initiation factor 3 complex. Lineage: Eukaryota; Viridiplantae; Streptophyta; Magnoliopsida; Poales; Poaceae. Gene Ontology annotation, biological process: regulation of translational initiation. The record is from RefSeq and is a predicted model, not a curated record. The transcript is spliced from 8 exons. Gene Ontology annotation, molecular function: translation initiation factor activity; ribosome binding. Bases 114 to 794 code for a protein of 226 amino acids.
CACGAACCCGAAAACCCUUCCCCAUCGCCUCCCCCCUUCGCCGCGCCGCCACACUUCUCUCCCCUCCCCUCUUCGCCGCGCCGCGCCGCGCGAGAUCUAGCAUACCGGCGGCGAUGGAGAACGAGCAGCCGGCGGAGAGCUACACGGUGGAGGAGCUCGUGGCCGUGAACCCCUACAACCCCGACAUCCUCAACGACCUCGAGGGCUUCGUCAAUGACCAGGUGUCCAACCAAACAUAUAACUUGGAUGCAAAUCUCAGUCUUCUUCGUCUGUACCAGUUUGAACCAGACAGGUUGAGCGUGCAGAUUGUAUCUCACAUAUUGAUUAAGGCUCUCAUGGCAAUGCCAGGCCCUGACUUCAGCCUGUGCUUAUUCUUAAUUCCGGAGCAUGUGCAAAUGGAGGAACAGUUCAAGACAUUGAUAGUUCUUUCUCACUAUCUGGAGACUGCUAGGUUCCGUCAGUUUUGGGACGAGGCAGCGAAGAACCGCAAUAUAUUGGAUGUUGUUCCAGGUUUUGAGCAGGCAAUACAAUCCUAUGCGAUACAUGUGCUCUCCUUGACAUAUCAGAAAGUUCCUAGGCCUGUUCUCGCUGAGGCCAUCAACAUUGAGGGUCUUGCAUUGGACAAGUUCCUGGAGCACCAUGUUGCAAACUCAGGUUGGGUGAUCGAGAAGGGUGCACGAUCUCAACUGAUUGUCCUUCCGCGCAACGAGUUCAAUCACCCUGAGCUCAAGAAGAACACAGCUGAAACUGUUCCGUUCGAGCACGUAACUCGCAUAUUCCCUGUCCUUAGCUGAUUCAGCCGCCAGACCAACCGAGUUUUAAACCACAGAACUGUGAACGAGUGAAGAGAUACCCCCUUCGUAUUUUCUCUUCAAGGAUGUACUGCGUUUUGAUAUGCCUGUUUUAACUAAAGGAGCAACACCAAAAUCAUAUUUUGAUUAGUUAUGUUAUCCAAGUAUUCUGCCGUGAUGUUACAUUGUUCGCAAGAUGUUUAAUUAGGCCAGAGAAAAUUUUGCAUAGCAUCUUUGGGCACAACUCGAUAUUCCAUUUGUCGUUGCUAGAUUUUCGCUGUUGCUGGUGUUCUGUUGUCCAAUGUGUGUAAUCUGACACUCGACCAUGUAUUAUCAUCAUAGGCAUUUCCUCAGGAAAACAGAUAUGCAUUUCAUCGAGCGCAGCAGGUUUGUC